AAACUUGGUGGAUGCUCACUGUGCAGAAUGGAGGCUGUGGCUCUCUUCUCUUUCACAGCAUCAGAGGCAGAUGAGAUCAGCUUCCAGAAAGGAGACAUCAUCAAGGUGGUAGAAAUGGAGAAAGACUCUUUCUGGUUCACAGCUGAGAUUGAAGGGAAACGUGGAUUCAUACCUGAGAACUACAUCUCUCUACAGCCUCAUCUCUGGUUUGCAGGAGCGAUAUCAAGACUGGAGGCUGAACAACGACUGUGCUGGCAGGACCCUGGAGUGUUUCUAGUGAGGGAGAGUGAAUCAGCUCCAGGAGAGUUCUCUCUCUCUGUUAGCUAUGGAGACAGGGUGGAGCACUUCAGAGUCCUGGAGGGUGGUGGUCAGUACUACAUUUGGGAUAAGGCAUUCUGCUCCCUCAACCGCCUCGUGGAGUUCUACAGAGCACACAGCAUCGCUGUGGAGAAAGUGGUCCACCUCAGGGAUUACCCCUCCCUUCACCUGAACUCACAUCUUGGACGCAACCCCUACCCCAACCCAUAUAACAGCAACUCGCUGGAGUCCAUUCACUCAGCCCACUGCUGCCCUAACCCAUCUCCCAGAGACUGGCAGACCUCCACACAUUCACUCAAACCAGUUUUAGAGCAGAAGCCUCGGGUGGCCCGUGCUCUCUGCAACUACAGCCCCUCCCAGACCACUCAACUCCACUUCCAGCGCGAUGAAAUCAUUGACCUGCUGGAUUGUUCCAGCUCCCUCAGCUGGAGGGGACGCUGCCGUGGCAGAGUGGGCAUCUUCCCUCCAGAGUUUGUCCAACCAGUGCUCCAUUAACUUCAUAUCAGCUAUUCAAUGUGUAUGAUGUUUAUGUCUCUGAUACUUCUCAAUCAAGAUUGGUGGUUCUUGCAUGAAUGAUAAAUUGGGCAGCCCCCCUUUCUGCCAUCCCCAGACCAGUGAAAAUGCAUUUCUAGGGACAAGAUCACAUACAUUACAGUACCACACAAGAGAUGUAAGAUAGUCUUCCUUUGCCCAGUAGCAAGUACGUAAAUAAAAAUAGAAACUUUGUCCACAGUGCUUGGACAGAUUUCUUUUAAUCUGGUGUUUGUUGUCCCUCUUUCCACCCUAUGGCCCAGAGCAAAGAGCGCCACUGGUCAGGAUAUACCCCACACCUCUUCAUUCAAUUUUAUUUUCAUGACUAUUCACACUGAAGUUUCUGUUAUGGUGUUGGUAGGGAUCGUUCAAUGCAAUCAUUUGGGUCAUGAGUCAGCAUAUCCCCUCUCUGUUCUGACAUCCAGGUUCCUCCUUUUUGCCGUAGCAUUUAUGUUGUACCUCAUCAAUCUCAAGUUGUGAUAGCACUUGUCGUUUGCGGAUGUUGGAACUCUGAGCUACCAGUUGUUUAGCACUUAGUGUUGACUGGGGAUGUCGAAGUAACCAUUCCUUCCCCAGUCUUUGCAUGUAAAGUUUUCCGUCUUGUUCCAUCAAGGUGCUCUGGUUCCCCAGCACCUGACACAGACCUUGUUUGGCUGGGUAACGUCUGAGCCAGCAUGUUACGCACCCCAGGAAGACAGUAGCUUGAAGGGUCCAGACUGGAUUUCUCGGGUGAAAGACUGAUGACUUAUGUAUUGAGCCAUCCAGUUAUUCCUGUCUGAAAACAUUAGCCGAAGUUGGAGUAUGUGGGAGAUCGUUUGCAAUUCCUAUUUGCCCAAAGUCUUCCAUGUGUGCAUCUUUGAAGCUUUUGACUUAAGUAAAUACAAAGUUCUCCAAAACUCAAAAUUUUGGAACUGAACUAGAACAGAAUGUGGACUUCUCCAAGUUGUGCUUUUGUUUUAUUUUAUCACAGCAUUUCUUUUGACUAGUAAUAGUAACUUUUUGAAGUAGCCCCUCCCUAACCCCCAGAUUCUCAACAAGAAUCUGUGGAGGGAGCUAAAGAUUAGGGUCAUGGCAUGAAAGACUUCUAAACUCAAAGACUUGGAGAUCAUUCUCAAAGCUGAAGCAUCAAGACAACAGUGGAAACAUAUGAAAAGCUGGUCAGCAAUUACAAGAAGAGGCUGAUAGCUGCACUGCACCAACAAAGAUUUUCCCACUGAUUAUUGAGAAGGAUAUAAAUAUUUGGACAUGUAAUAAUCAUUUUAUUAUCAUUUGAGCGAUACCUAUCUAAUUUCCUGCCAGAAAGAAAUUUCUUUGUUGAAUGAAAAUAUAAUAUUGGGUUUAACUUUACUUUGAUCACAACUUUUAUUGCUCGGAGGUAUUAGCCUAGUCACUGAGCACAACAAUUAAUAAGCCUUACAAAUUUCCCAGGCUGCAAAUAAAAUCUGAUUAAAGUGAAUUUGAUGCAAUUCUUGAUCCAGGUUACAACUUAAAAAGUAAAUACAAUGUAGAAUCACCUAUUCUUGGUCAUGUGUUUUGAUUAUGUUCAUCUGCUUAUUCUGCCGUGCAUUUAACUUUUGAGAAGUGUUUGUUUGAUGUACAGAAUUGUACGUUGUUGAAUGUUUGUGCUAAUUAGCUCUACAGUUAACUGGCUUCAUUUACAAGACACAUAACUUUCAUCAAUGUUCUUGAAGCACAUCUAAACAUAACCCUAGGACAACCAUUCAUACUGUGUUGAGGUGCAGUGAGUGGUGGUGAGGAAGACGCUAAAAGACCCAGGUCGUAUGAGUGAAACAAUAAUUUAAUGGUGAAUAAAUCUAAAUGAAAACACAGUCCAACAGCCAGGCAGCAGAAACAAUUGGACAACACAGAGCAGAUGCAUAUGACAAGAACCCAACGAGGAACAAAG
Molecule: messenger RNA, 2755 nt
Organism: Poeciliopsis prolifica (blackstripe livebearer)
Lineage: Eukaryota; Metazoa; Chordata; Actinopteri; Cyprinodontiformes; Poeciliidae
Product: GRB2-related adapter protein-like
Exons: 5
Coding region: 28-813 (261 amino acids)
Molecular function (GO): protein binding
Source: RefSeq, a predicted model, not a curated record